AUGCCCGGAUCCCGAUGGAGGCGGCUUCUUUUGAGGCCGUGGCAGAAAGAGGCUCUGCAAGCGUUGUUCCAGCAGAACCGGUACCCUGGCAUCACCACCAGAGAACGACUGGCCCGAGAGCUAGACAUUCCAGAGUCCAGGAUCCAGGUGUGGUUCCAGAACGAGCGCACCAGACAGCUCAGGCAGAGCCGAUUGGCGUCUGCAAACUCCCAAGGGGAAGGGCCAUCGUGUGGACAGGAACAGUCUCCAGCUUGGACUCCAGGUGAGUCCCCAGUCUACCAAACGAGUCUCUUCUGGAGCUUCUCCUUCACGCAGGAACGGCUCCUUUCAGAACGUUUCCCAAAGGAGGACAGGAGAAAACGGACAGCCAUUUCUCCAUCCCAAACCAGUCUCCUCCUUCAAGCCUUUGAGAAGAACCCAUUUCCUAGCAUUACUACCAGAGAACAGCUGGCCAGACUCACAGGCCUCCCGGAAUGCCGCAUUCAGGUCUGGUUCCAGAACAGAAGAGCUCGGCACCCAGGGCAGAGCAGAAGUGGCCCCUCGAAUGACCGGGCGGCAAACCAGGAAGCCAGGGAAUGCCAGCGGCAACAGGAGCACCCUGGCUUGGUACCCGUGCCCUUCCAAGGCUAUCCCCUGUCUCCAGAUGACAAUCCUUGCCAACCAGUACAGGAGGCAGGGCCCUUGGGUAGCCACUAUGCCCCACAGUGGUUGGGCAAGGGGUCCGGAAUUGUCGUGAGCACAGGACAGGCUCCGGAUGCAGCAGCUGGGCAGCCUGCACACGCUGAGACCCCUGGCUGGCGGUGGAAGGCCCCCCCUGCUGCUGGGCUCACUAGUGCACUGGACCCACAGCACCCAUCUUCUGCAGAAGCCUCAAGUUUCUUAGAGGAGUUUCUAUCAGCCACAGAGAGGGAAGAAGACACACAGCCUUAUCCGAGUGGGCAUCUGUGGCAGGAGGAGCCUCCGGGACCCUUGGAAGCACCCCUCAGUGAGGACGAGUUUCAGGACCUGCUGGCCAUGCUGCACGAUUCCACAUGGCCUCACGCCUAG
Messenger RNA from Neogale vison (American mink), 1047 nucleotides. Its product is annotated as double homeobox protein 4-like protein 2. The record is from RefSeq and is a predicted model, not a curated record. Lineage: Eukaryota; Metazoa; Chordata; Mammalia; Carnivora; Mustelidae. Gene Ontology annotation, molecular function: DNA binding. The coding region runs from base 1 to 1047 and encodes 348 amino acids. The transcript is spliced from 6 exons.